This is a messenger RNA of Cadophora gregata, 2024 nucleotides long. RefSeq lists its product as uncharacterized. Gene Ontology annotation, molecular function: methyltransferase activity. Lineage: Eukaryota; Fungi; Ascomycota; Leotiomycetes; Helotiales; Ploettnerulaceae. The coding region runs from base 142 to 927 and encodes 261 amino acids. The record is from RefSeq and is a predicted model, not a curated record. The transcript is spliced from 8 exons.
CUACUAUUUACUCAAUGCUAGAAGUGUGUCUAUAUAAAUCCGGUAGUCCUAAAACUACUUAGAAUUAUUGGACGUACCUUCCGAGGCCCCGUGUGUUUAAGCAUUUGGCCAUUUGAAGUCGUCAACGCACAUCUCCACGCCAUGGCAGAUUCUACAUCUGAGCCUCAAGACAAUAUAAUUCAGGUUGACGACACUCCGGUACCGGACUUCGAGGAUGAGGCGAACGGAAGUGAAGCUGGAAGUAGUCUGACGUCUAUCACUUCUUCCAUUUUGCGAGGUAAAGUUGACGAGGGAGGGAGGACCUAUGCAGUCUAUGGCAAAGAAGAAUAUGGAUUUCCGAUGGACGAGCCUGAACUGGACCGGAUUGAUAUGUGCCACGCCAAAUACUAUGCGCUCUUGAACAAGAAGCGCUUCCUAGCACCCAUUCCACCCAAACCCCAGAAAAUACUGGAUCUGGGCUGCGGAACCGGAAUAUGGUGUAUCGAUGUGGCACACGACUUUCCGUCGGCUGAAGUCGUUGGUAUUGACAUUGCACCAACUCAACCAACAUGGGUGCCCGCAAAUUGUCGCUUUGAGCUCGACGACAUGGAGCAACCGUGGACUUGGAAUGAAAACGCCUUUGAUUUCAUCUUCAGUCGUGAUCUCAUAGCUGCGGUUCGCGACUUUCCCAAGUUGAUUGACCAAUGCUACACUCAUCUAAAACCAGGCGGAUACCUGGAGUUCCAGUGUGUCACUGGAACCCUCCAAAGUGACGAUGACAGUGUUUAUAAAGAUUCGGCAUUGCAGAAAUUUUCCGAUAGCAUAAGCCUUGCCGGUGAAGCAUUUGGGACGAAAGUCGAUGACCCUAUGCGAUGGAAAGGGUGUACGUUUCGCUUACUUCACUCAUGGUUGUCUUUCAUUCUUGCCUGCUUCAUGAUUAGACGCUGAUCCAUAGCCGGACGAAUCAGGGUUCGAAGAACGCGGCUUUGAGGACAUCUCUGAAAGGAUUAUUAAGCUUCCUAUAAAUACUUGGCCCAAGGACAAACGACUGAAACUUUUAGGAGCUUGGGAAAUGGAGAACCUGUUGAGUAGUCUCGAAGGCAUGGUGAUGCGAAUUUUCCAGAAAUCACUUGGCUGGACAGCAGAAUAAGUGCUGGUAUUUCUGGUCGAUGUCCGAAGGGACAUAAGAACCGAAACCUUCACGGGUAUUGGCCAUUCUAUGUCGUCUCUGGGCGAAAACCACUAUCUGAUGUCGGAAAGGAAGGGUAGAAUCGUUUGCCUGGAACGAAAAACAAAGUGUAUGGUGGUGGGAGUUGUUAGGGCGAGAAGUGGCAUUCGCUCCCUAUCCGCGAUGCAUGCCAGGCCCUCAAAUGAAAAUAUAACAAUGAUAUCACUGUGAACAUUUGCAGACCUUCAGCUAGAAUGGAUUCGAAAGUACUACAAGAAUAAGUUGAGUACCCUAGGGGAAAAAACAUGGUUCGUCAAACGUAGAUCAGAUAUCCACUAUGAACCAUCCGCAAUGCCGUUGAUUCUGGGGAUGUUUAUCUGCCUAUCAUCUCUCAACUCAUCGACUGGCUCUUCACCUGCAUCCUUCUUCUUCAAAACACAAUCGUCUUUAAAGCUCUUCAAUAACCAUACGCAAGAUAUGAGGGCCAAUAAUUUUGAGCACUAGCCUCAAUUCUCGGUAUUGAAAAUAAGAAACAUGAUGUAGCAUGAAAAUUGUAGUGAAGAACAGAGAAGAGAACAAGUUGUAUGCCACAGAAACAACAUCGAUAACGUAAUGUGAGUUCAACGUCGCAGAAUUGUAUAGGUUAUUGGCUCGAGAUUGCUUUGGUUCCGGCUGUGAUGUUUGAACAGGACAUUGGUGGAGAAGCUCCGUCGCAAAGCGGAAUAUAGCGUUCGAAUUGAAUGGGACCCCGACUUUUACACAUUUAGUUCGGCAAUGAAAGAGUAAGGCGAGAUGUCAGACGAAGUAAGCCCAUCAUUUAUUGCAAAGACGGGUGGAUGUCUCAAAGAAGUCAAGAAUGGGAAGGGGAUACUUUGGC